This is a messenger RNA of Physcomitrium patens, 425 nucleotides long. The record is from RefSeq and is a predicted model, not a curated record. Lineage: Eukaryota; Viridiplantae; Streptophyta; Bryopsida; Funariales; Funariaceae.
AUGCGAGUGCAGGACGUACAUGAAACAGCGGUGGGAGCGUUGUGGAACCUGGUUUUCAAUCCUGGCAACGCACUGCGGAUGGUGGAAGAGGAGGGAGUCCCGGCGCUGGUGCAUUUGUGCUCGUCGUCGAGAUCUAAGAUGGCGCGGUUUAUGGCAGCUCUGGCUCUGGCGUACAUGUUCGAUGGCAGGAUGGAUGAGGUUGCAGUUGGAUUGUCGAGUGUGGAGAACAACGGGAGGACAGUGAGCUUGGAGGCAGCAAGGAAACUGGCGUUGCGAAACAUCGAUGCGUUCGUGCAAACGUUUUUUGAUCCGCAGUCUUUGACAGCUGCUGCGUCAUCGUGGGCCGGUGCGACGUUGAACCAGGUCGCGGAGCCGCCACAAUCCAAGAAGCCGGGCAUCUGAGAUGCAGGUAGGCGAUGCGUACG